ACGACCAUUAUUGUAUGCUGCGUAUACUGAGUAACUGACUUACUGACACUGACAGAACACCGACUCGUACAAGUAUCGGGAAUUAUUUUUAAUGUUUAAACUUCCACCAGAGACAUGACUGCAAUUCACGAAACGAUGGAAGUGAUCGAAGUUGUUGGUGACCCUUAUUGCGUUACCAAAAUGCUAUGCUUGAUAGGAGUAUUAUUAAAAAGUGUAGGCUUAUGGUUCCUAGUAAGUGCUAAAGUGACACUACUCAUACAAAUCCUUUGGUAUCAAAAUUAUGCUGGUAUUAGUGGUCAAACGCAAUUUCUCUACUCGAUAGUUUUUACUACAAGAUUUCUGGACUUAAUUUCGAGUUACUAUAUUGACCCUACGAGUUGUUAUUUAACAAAAAUCAUUUUGCUAUUUAUGUCAUACAGCAUUACCUUUUUACUGUAUUUCUCGAAAAAAUCAUGUCAAAGAGAAUACGAUAAUUUCAAAAAACUCGACAUACUCGUACUUUCAAGCUUAGUGUUGUGCCAAUUGGUAAACCAUGGCACUGAUAUCAUCAACGUCUUUCGCGCGUUCAGCGUCUUUCUCGAGGCAAUGGUCAUCAUUCCCCAGCUUUACUUUUGCUCGAAAGCAAAAAAAAUCGAAAAGACGAUCUACAACUACAUAAUUUUAUUGACACUGUACAAAUCCUUCCAUCUACUGAGCGAAGUAUACAACUACUUCUAUGUGGAAUCCAAUUUUGAUCGAAUUGCGGUUGCCGCUGGUGCCAUUCAGCUGAUAUUUUACUGCGAUUUUUUCACUCGCGAGCAGAGCGAUUACAAGGAGACGAUGAACAGGGAUGUAGAGACUGGAAACGAGCAGCCGAAAAAUCACGAUGUUCAUCCCAAGGAAUCCGAAGCUAUGAGAAGCGCGGCUGCCCCUGCCACGGGGUACUCGUGUGACGUUGUUUUGCUGCCUUCUAUGCUCGUACUUGGCGAAGAUAAGGUCAGUGCAGCCACUCCAGCAAAUAUGAAACAGGAAGAAAGACAAUGAACGUAAAUCGUCAAACCAACGAUGUGCUUUUUAUCUCGAUGAUAAAUAUGUUUCAAAUGUUUUUGAAAAAUUUAUUAAAUAAAAUGUAUAA
Messenger RNA from Copidosoma floridanum, 1114 nucleotides. Its product is annotated as ER lumen protein-retaining receptor 2-like. The record is from RefSeq and is a predicted model, not a curated record. NCBI's taxonomy places the organism in Eukaryota, Metazoa, Arthropoda, Insecta, Hymenoptera, Encyrtidae. Gene Ontology annotation, molecular function: ER lumen protein retrieval receptor activity. Gene Ontology annotation, biological process: protein retention in ER lumen. Gene Ontology annotation, cellular component: membrane.